Molecule: messenger RNA, 1365 nt
Organism: Amyelois transitella
Lineage: Eukaryota; Metazoa; Arthropoda; Insecta; Lepidoptera; Pyralidae
Exons: 9
Coding region: 1-1365 (454 amino acids)
Source: RefSeq, a predicted model, not a curated record
AUGACGAACAAGGAAGACAUAUGUGAGGAAAUUUGCGACACCCGUCUAGCAGCUCUGAUGGCGGUUCAGCUCGUAAGACAAGUUUUGGAUGAAGCUUAUGUUAUAGCAAACGCUGCGAAUGAAUCAGGUAUGCCAUGGCGUUGUUUAUCGAUGGUAAAAAAAUUAAGUACUGAAAGUAUAGGAGUCGAAGAAGAAAUUUCAUAUGCGACUUACAGAGAAGAUUGUGAAGAUAAUAUGAAUAAAAACGACGCUGAAGAUUUGAUCAGUACUGUCGUCACUUCAACACCUCAAAAAGUACCAGUUGAAAUUUUAAAGAUUAAAACUGACACUAACCUAAUUGGUCAAGGUGAUGAAGAAAUUGAUACGCAGGAAAACGAAUUAAACAACUCUACGGCCACUUUUAUAAACCAUUUGUUUGACAUGAGUGACGUUGAAAGGGUAAUUAUAUGUGACGAUAGUGAAUUUAUACCAAGCAGUAAUAAGCCAUGCAACUUUCCUCCUCUUCAAGAUAUAACAAAGAUGAUGGAAUCAUAUGUAAAUGCUGCUCUGAGCAUGGCUUUUGUAACAGAAACCCAAGAUACUGAUAUUUGUGUAACUAAAGAAUCUUCGAUGAGCACAGAUUAUUCUGGUUAUUCUUUCUUAUCUGAUGCGUUUGAUAUUGAAGAUGCUGGCGAAGAACUUGCAUUUGUAAUUGACGACGGAAUAACUGAUAUGAUUAGUGCAACUCAAGUUAUCACGGUGGAGAAUGUAAUUGAGUUGCAAGAAAAGCCAAAAGAUGAUGAUGCUCCUAAAACAACUGAUAGUAUCGUAAAUGUGAUGAAAAAACAAGAGACAGUGCUUUAUGAAGAUGCAUAUUUAACUUUAAACCGAGAUUACGAACAAUGUUCUGAAGAAGAAGACCCGGUACUUCUUGACCCCAAAGGACUUGCAAUGCAGGAAGUAGAAUUGUUGACCGCACAGACAUCUGAAGAAGAUUUACAAUCUGCCGCGGAAAAGAAAUGCAAUGAAAUGGCAGCGACGUCGGCCGUUUCAGCUGUCUCCCGUAAAAGUAAAAGUAGCCUUGUAAGCCGAUGUCGCAGUCAAGGCGCUAGGCUAUUGGCUUGUCUGCGAGGGUGGUGGCGAAGAAAGACUCCAGGGAAGCGCAAGGAAACUCGCUUCAGUGGCUCUAUCCGAGACAUCUGCCCACUAUCUCCCGAUGCCAGGCUCCGGGCUACUAGCAUGCUGGAUCAGCGAAGGCUUGGUUCUCCCUCACCUAAUCACUCCGUGGUCUGGAAGUUUAACACCGUCAAUGAAGCGCUCGUCAACUCCUCGCGCUGGAAAGAGUAUACCUUCGACGUCAAGCCCGAUGAAUGUGAAGAACUCUAG